AUGGAAUCGGACGUGGAUUGUUUUCCUUUGAAAGACAUCUCAUCCGUGGUCGAGGUUUUCAAGACGGAACUUGGGAAAGACGAGCCGAACCUGGCGAAGUUAUCGAUCAUUUUAGGGUUCUUUGAAACGGCCCUAACUUGCAAAGGUUCCUCGAGUAGCUGCCCAGGAUUAGACAAAGAAACUUUCGACGCGUUGUACGGUAAAUUUCAGGCCUUGAUUCACAAAGAUUUUAACGUUAACAAAGAACAGAAGCCAGCUUCAAGGGACUUCGUCGUCAAUGUCGCAGAUCUUGUGUGGAGUUGCCUUUCCAAGUCUUAUUUCAAGGAUAAACCACAUAUUCAGAAUCUCUACAGCUUUCUAACAGGCAAGUAUGAUUAG
Pocillopora meandrina is the source of this 378-nucleotide messenger RNA. Lineage: Eukaryota; Metazoa; Cnidaria; Anthozoa; Scleractinia; Pocilloporidae. The record is from the annotation of a GenBank genome assembly.